Molecule: messenger RNA, 248 nt
Organism: Ilex paraguariensis (yerba mate)
Lineage: Eukaryota; Viridiplantae; Streptophyta; Magnoliopsida; Aquifoliales; Aquifoliaceae
Source: the annotation of a GenBank genome assembly
AACCAGCGAGCCUCGUUGGGGCACGCUGUGGAUGUGGGCAGCUGAGGCGCACAACAGCUCGUGGACAUGCAGAGCAGUCAGGCAUUGUGGUUGUUGCUGGUUGGCGUGUUAGGGACGCGAACACUAGUUUGGAGGUCAUGGGCGAGCAGGCUGGUUUGGGCGCUGAUCUAGGUAGCCUGGGCGAGCAGAGGGGUGAGCAACCCGUGUGCGAGUGGAUUAGGCAGCCUGGCGUGGAGAUGGGUGAGUAG